AUGGCGCCGCGCCGCACUCAAGAUGGCGCCGACGGGCCGCAGGGGGAGCCGCGCACUCAAGAUGGCUCCCGGCGCGGCGAAGGGGAGAUGGCGGCGGCGGCCGCGCAGGCGCGGCGCCCCUCGCGUCACGCGGCGCGGCGUGACGUGCCGUGCCCCGACGAUAACCUGGACCUGGGCGAGGUGGAGCUGGUGGAGCCCGGGCUGCGCGUCGGCGGGGAGCGCGACGGGCUGUUGGGCGGUGAAACGGGAGGGCUGGGGCCCGGCAGCGGCGGCGGUGGAGGCGGCCUGGGCGGCGGGCCGGGCCCCGGCGGCGGCGGCGGCCCCGAGCAGGAGGAGGAUUAUCGCUACGAGGUGCUGACGGCCGAGCAGAUCCUGCAGCACAUGGUGGAGUGUAUCCGCGAGGUCAACGAGGUCAUCCAGAAUCCAGCGACUAUCACUCGGAUACUGCUCAGCCAUUUCAACUGGGAUAAGGAGAAGCUGAUGGAGAGGUACUUCGAUGGCAACUUGGAGAAGCUUUUUGCAGAGUGUCACGUAAUUAAUCCAAGUAAAAAGUCUCGGACGCGCCAGAUGAACACAAGAUCAUCAGCCCAGGAUAUGCCUUGUCAGAUCUGUUACCUGAACUACUCAAACUCGUACUUUACUGGCCUAGAGUGUGGACACAAGUUCUGUAUGCAGUGCUGGAGUGAAUAUUUAACUACCAAAAUAAUGGAGGAAGGCAUGGGACAGACCAUUUCAUGCCCUGCUCAUGGCUGUGAUAUCUUAGUUGAUGACAAUACAGUUAUGCGUUUGAUCACAGAUUCCAAGGUUAAAUUAAAGUACCAGCAUUUAAUAACCAAUAGUUUUGUAGAGUGUAAUCGACUGUUAAAAUGGUGUCCUGCCCCAGAUUGCCACCACGUUGUCAAAGUCCAAUAUCCUGAUGCUAAACCUGUUCGCUGCAAAUGUGGACGUCAGUUUUGCUUUAACUGCGGUGAAAACUGGCACGAUCCUGUUAAAUGCAAGUGGUUAAAGAAAUGGAUUAAGAAGUGUGAUGAUGACAGUGAAACUUCUAACUGGAUUGCAGCAAACACAAAGGAAUGCCCCAAAUGCCACGUCACCAUCGAGAAGGACGGGGGCUGCAACCACAUGGUCUGUCGGAACCAGAACUGCAAAGCAGAGUUCUGCUGGGUCUGUCUGGGCCCCUGGGAGCCCCACGGAUCUGCCUGGUACAACUGUAAUCGCUACAACGAGGAUGAUGCAAAGGCAGCAAGGGAUGCACAGGAGCGAUCCAGAGCAGCCCUGCAGAGGUACCUGUUCUACUGCAACCGCUACAUGAACCACAUGCAGAGCCUGCGCUUUGAGCACAAGCUCUACGCUCAGGUGAAGCAGAAAAUGGAGGAGAUGCAGCAGCACAACAUGUCGUGGAUCGAGGUGCAGUUCCUGAAGAAAGCAGUCGACGUCCUCUGCCAGUGUCGUGCCACACUCAUGUACACUUACGUCUUUGCCUUCUACCUCAAAAAGAAUAAUCAGUCCAUUAUCUUUGAGAAUAACCAAGCAGACUUAGAGAAUGCUACAGAGGUGCUUUCUGGGUACCUUGAGCGAGAUAUAUCCCAAGAUUCGCUGCAAGACAUAAAGCAGAAAGUACAGGAUAAGUACAGAUACUGCGAGAGCCGACGAAGGGUUUUGUUGCAGCACGUGCAUGAAGGCUACGAGAAGGACCUGUGGGAGUACAUCGAGGACUGAGACUGGCCCCCGCAGAAAAAAAAAAACAAAAAACAAAAACAAAACCACAAAACAAAAAACGAACUCUUGAAACCUUUUACCAUCUUAGAGUGCUCAUGCGAUUCAAAUAAAACACACCCCAAGGCGCUACUCCGCCUCUUACACCGCUGGUCUGUAGUACUGGGAUUCUGUUUUGUUAACAGAAAAAUUUAAGUAAAUUAUAUUGUAAUAAUAAUUAAAAAAAAAAAAAAGGUAGAUAAACCAUUGUACAACAGUAUUCUAGGCGGCCAAUAAGAGUGUGCAGAUGCACUAAAAAAAAAAAAAAAAAAACCAACAAAAAAACCCUCCAACUUUAACUUGUAACGUAGCUUCAUUCUCCAAGCCAACUCCUUUUUCUUUUCUAUCUUUCUUUUCCUGUGUGUAGUACAGAUGAGAUUUAAACCAGUUUCUUGACACUGCUUUUCAUGUCCAAACCAGCCAUUUUGAUGUACUUUGGUAAUGGUUGAGGGGGGGGUGGGGAGGGGAUGGCUCUCCUGCCCCCUUCCUCCUCCUCCUCUUCCUCCUCCUCCUCCUCCUCCUCCUCUCGGCCACCCUGAGUACAGGGAUGAAUGUCGAUUUGGCUCGUUGUAAAGAUGAUUCUUGGGGAGGGGAGGAGGGGGGGGACACAGCAAGGAAAAAAAAAUAAUAAAUAAAAACAAAAACCUUUGUAUAUGACUUUUAAAACAAAAAGAGGACAACACAGUAUUUUUCAAAGUUGUAUAUAGCGCAUAUGCAUGGACAAAGAGCAAGCGUGGCACGUGUUUGCAUAAUGUUUAAUUACAAAAAAAAAAUAUUUAUUCUUUAAAAAUCUUCAA
Molecule: messenger RNA, 2552 nt
Organism: Calidris pugnax (ruff)
Lineage: Eukaryota; Metazoa; Chordata; Aves; Charadriiformes; Scolopacidae
Gene: ARIH1
Product: ariadne RBR E3 ubiquitin protein ligase 1
Exons: 15
Coding region: 1-1719 (572 amino acids)
Biological process (GO): ubiquitin-dependent protein catabolic process; protein polyubiquitination; positive regulation of proteasomal ubiquitin-dependent protein catabolic process
Cellular component (GO): ubiquitin ligase complex; nucleus; cytoplasm
Molecular function (GO): ubiquitin protein ligase activity; ubiquitin conjugating enzyme binding; zinc ion binding
Source: RefSeq, a predicted model, not a curated record